AGAGGCGUGUCCACAGACCAGUAUAAAGUCCAAAGAGAGCCACUCAACUUGAGCCAUUCUUUGCACAGCGGCGAUAGGAGAGCCUGCAGCUGUUGUUGACCUCCCUUCCUGCACCACAAGGCAGCGAGACCCUGGACCGCACCUGAACCAGUCGAAACGUCCGUCCGUGCCAUGGUCCAUUGAGUCGCUGUGUCAAAGACCCUCCGGGACAAAAGACGUUCUUUGUAGUCCUCUUCUCUUAAAAACUUGCGCAGGCCCGGAGAAGCCUAGGUCAGGUGUCGCCAUGGUGCACCCCGGUGGCCUGUGGGCUCUCUCGACUCUGACGCUGGCCGCGCUGUGCUGGUCGGACCAGGCCAUCCGCUGCCCAGUGUGCUCCGAGGAGAAGCUGGCCAGCUGUCAGCUGCCGGACAACUGCGAGGAGACGGUGCGGGAGCCCGGUUGCGGCUGCUGCCCCACCUGCGCCCUGCCCAAGGGGGCGCAGUGCGGCGUCUACUCCCCGCGUUGUGGCACGGGCCUGCGCUGCUACCCGCCAUUGGGCAUCGAGAGGCCACUGCACUCGCUCAUGCACGGCCAGGGAGUCUGCACCGACGAGAGGGAGGUGGACGAGAACUCGGUGAUGGAGCGACAGGAUGAAAUCAUCCCCGAGCAUCCAAACAACAGCAAUAUCCGAUGCAGUCCGCAAGACAAGUGGUGCAUACAGAAAAACCUGGCACGGCAUCCAUCAAAAUCCACAAAUCAGAGAAGCAACACAGCAAGGGAGGAAGCCAAGGCAGCGCUGGCACCCUGCCGUGCUGAGCUACAGCGAGCACUGGACAGAUUGGCAUCGAAUUCCCGCACACAUGAUGAUCUCUUCACCAUUCCCAUUCCCAACUGUGACAAGAAUGGAGAUUUCCAUGCUAAGCAGUGCCAUCCUGCACGUGACGGCCAGCGGGGAAAGUGUUGGUGUGUGGACCAGAAGACCGGCUUGAGACUUCCAGGCCCUCUGGAACAGCGAGGGGAACUAGACUGCCACCAGUUAAUGACUGCAAUGCUGAGAGAUUGAAAACGAAGGGGUUUUGUGUUGAGGGUACGGAGCAGCUUAGUUCCAUAGGGGCUUAUGAGCUGAUCUAAAACGUGGAACCCCCCCCUCUCUCCCCCACAGUCACUUCAUUCGGGGCCAAAGGUACUUGAGCUUGUACAACAAAAGGGAAGAAGUUUGAAUAUGAAAUUAGUUAUUUUGUCGUUUUCUUUCUCUACGUAUGUCUUUUGAGGUAUGGUUUCUACCACGGGGGCGCUCACACCCAGGACGGCCGUGGACAUACACUAUAAAGCAGUAAAAAUAUGCUGACGAGAAACCUUUGUAUUUCCUGUAGUAUCAUGUAAAUGAAUGUCUAGAAUCCAACAGUAGAAUUCAAAGUAAAAAAAAUAAAACAAAUAAAAAGUGUAGUCCAGUUUUAACCAGCGUUGAAAAUAUGAAGAGGAAAAACAAAAAAGUAGAGCCAAACUCUUCUUCCACAACCAGAUGAUUAAAAUUUUACAACAGCGAGGCAACGGUCUUAAGCAAAGCCCAGAAAAUGUUUUAUUACCGAGUGAUAGAUCUUCAAACCCCUCUAUUUGCCAAGGACUUGUCUCUCCAACACAUUAGUCCCAAAGGACUUGGAAUACUGGGCUAAAAAAAAAAAAAAAAAAAAAAAAAAAAAAUACUGGUAAAUUCAGCUAGCUCAUGUUUUUUUUUAAAUAAAUGACAUGAGCGCCUAUUUGCAACAUUGUACAUAAGCUUUGCACACCACUCUGGCUGAGUAUUUCAUAGGCGAGUGUGGUAAAAAAUAUAUAAUAGCCUUACAAUAGGUAUGUGUGCGUGUGUGUGUGUGUGCGUGUGUGUGUGUGCGUGUGUUUGUGUGUGUGUGUGUGUGUGUGUGUGUGUGUGUGUGUGUGUGUGUGUGUGUGUGCAGGGGGGGUAUGUUUGAUACAUUUUGUACAACAAAAAUGCUAAUACCGAUAUAGGUCAAUAUAGCCAGCAUUCUUUGCAGCAGGGGUUCUUAACCUACUUGACCCUGGGCCCCAACUUUUCCACCACCAUUGCUCAAAUAUUAGCACUGAAUUACUCAUCUUAACUCUUGAUUUGAAUCAUAUUCAAUAAUUAUAUAUUGAACCUACUUACAGUUCACAACCCUUGUCAAAAAGAUAUGAGAACGUGUGUUAAUCACAAAGAUUAUUAUCAAGCCAUUAGUACAAGCUAAAGACACAUUUAAAUAAGGUGCUCCACAUCAGUUAUCAAUUGCAUACGCAGUCUUAGUACAUCACACGCAACACGCCCACUAAUGGUACAUGUACUUUUAUUGUUCGCACACGUUGUUUAGCGCAUGGUAUUCGGAUAUUGGUAGAUCAAACCUAAAGAGUCAAAUUUGCCUUGCACAAACGUUAAAUAAAAUGAGUGAAUGUAUCUACACCCACGUCACAAAACCCAGCAUCACAAUACAUAAAAAAAAAAAACAGUGCCUAAGAAAUGCUUGGAACUUGUCUAUCAAUUUGAUGUUUUCAGUGUUUUAAAAUGAAGUGGGCUAGGCGAUACGGCCUUUUUUAAAAAUCUCUAUAUUUUUUAGGCCAUGUCUCGAAACACGAUAUAUAUCUCCAUAUUUUGCCUUAGUCUUGAAUGAACACUUGAUGCAUAUAAUCACACAAGUAUGAUGAUUCUAUGUGUCUACAUUAAAACAUUCUUCUUCAUACUGCAAUAAUAUAUGCUCAUUUUAAACUGUCAUGCAGAGAGGGAAAUCAUAACUAAGUCAAUUGGCCAAAACUGUAUUCAUUAAACAGUUAUUAAGCAGUGGCACAAACAUUCAUGUAAUUUCCAAAACAGAAAGUACAAGAUUGUCAGAGACAUUUUAAAACAAGCUAUUAGUGCACUUUUGUGCAUAAUGUCACUAAGAUGACGUAUCAAAACAACACUAAAUUAAAGUGCACUUUUUGUACAGAACCCCACUAAAAUAGUUUAAAACAAAUAAAGUGCACUUCUGUGCAUGAUGUCACACAAGAUAUUUCAAUAACUGUCAAAUAAAGAUGAGAUGCAUAAUAGGAAAUCACAUAGUGUUCGUCCUCUACAAUGUGGUAGUUUACUGCGGACAUUAUCUCCUUUUUUGUUGACUAUUUUUUUUCAUACGGUGUUGAUCUGGAAAUGUUUGCCUCGGCCAUUUUGAUGGUGUUGCACCGAACGGAGAUGUUGAUAUGCGGAGUAAUCACUCUUCAUUCUCUCGCAGGUGACUUUUCAAAUGACGCUACAUAUUAGCAGUAAUGCUACUUUUUGUAGCAACGCUUUAGCCCCACAUUUGACAAAUUACGGUUGUCUGUUCGACAUAUUCCCACUUGAAGCCAAACCACCGCCAGAUGAUGGACUCCCUGCUGUUUUUCUUGGGAAUGAAUUCUUCCUACAUUUGUUACCAGAUUCGCACCUUCUUUCUCUCGUAUUACCACUCGCACGGUUCCGCUAGCAUCACAGCUAACUUUACCCAUAUUGCUACCUCUCUGCUCCGCGAGGGCGUAUACGUAUGUGACGUAUGUAAAAAGGUGCUCUUGCGGUCUGUGAGAAAGAGAGACAACAAAGAGUGAUAAAAGCCUGUCGUGUAAUGCCAGUAGCUGAAAGCAACUGCAUGAGAACGUCUACUCGAAUAUCACGAUAUCGUCAUUUUCUAUAUCGCAGAGAGAGAAACCCGUGAUAUAUCGAGUAUGUCGAUAUAUCGCUCUGCCCUAGUUGAUAUUGCCAAAAAACAAGACCUGAAAAGCUGACAAGCACAAGUCAGAAUAUCUCAGUUGUAAAAAAUUGCAUGCACUCAUUAAGUAAAAUACUUUUUGUUUUCUUGUCAAAAGUGGGGCACACUAAGACACUGACAGUGCGACCGAAAUUAUGUAAAACAGUUCAGUAAUAUUGUACAGUGGUACCUUUGUUGACAUGUUUGCCAAAACGUUCACGGUCUCAGUAAUCAAACAUUAUGCACAGCAAGCUAGUCCGUUUGCAUGUGUAGAAUUCUGCGGAAUCGAGUUCCCCAACCAAAAAAACCCUCACGCAUUGGUGCCUUUUUGAUUUUUGAGUACAACUGCCAAAGAACCCAACGCGGUACCAAAGAAAGUCGCGAGUGUCAGCACUUUGAUAAAAACCCUACUAAAUUCAGGUAGGGAUUUUGUAGCCAAGAGUCUUGGAUCAAGGUAAAAUUUACAUUUUUUUUGUCAUUUAUAAAUAUUUCACAUUGUGUUGUGGAUACAAAACUAUAAUUAUUUUCCAUAAAAUGUGUUCUAUGUUGAUAUUUUUGGGUAUUACUUAUUCAUAUAAUUUGGUUUUAAUCUGACCUUUUGGAAAGAGUUACUCACUCACUUUACCAUGAAUUGAUUAACGUGGACCCCGACUUAAACAAGUUGAAAACCAUAUCCGGGUGUUACCAUUUAGUGGUCAAUUGUACGGAAUAUGUACUGUACUGUGCAGUCUACUAAUUAAAGUUUCAAUCAAUCAAUCAAAAAAAAAAUGAGGUACCACUGUAUUAUAUUAUAAAAAGUCAGAUUUUCCAAAGACAAAGACUGUGAGGAUGUCCAUACCAACGUUCUUGGACAACGAUGGCCUAUUAUUCCAUGGCUUGUCAAACACAUUUUUGAGUCAAAUGACCGCUGUCUUUCGGAAAACUAACAAGUUUUGUCGGCGUUGAGUUGACUUGGCUCUAGUUUGUCUCGUCGUAGUACUGAACUGUAACAACUUGACUAUAGAAUGUGUAGAUUAGUGUCAGACAUGUUUUGCAUGCAUAGAAGUCACCCAGGGGGGCUGAACAGAGAGCUUGUGUGUUUUGUCCAGGACAUUUAUAUUCUAACACUGAAAUGAUUAAUGAACUGAGAGCGAGAUUUGCAUCCAAUGAAAUGAUUAGUUACAUGGUUUAUUUAAUAAAAAUGUAAGCAUUGUAAUGCAUUAAUAAAAACCUUUUAGAAACGAAA
Nerophis ophidion (straightnose pipefish) is the source of this 4947-nucleotide messenger RNA. Its product is annotated as insulin-like growth factor-binding protein 4. The transcript has 4 exons. Bases 284 to 1042 code for a protein of 252 amino acids. Gene Ontology annotation, biological process: regulation of insulin-like growth factor receptor signaling pathway. Gene Ontology annotation, molecular function: insulin-like growth factor I binding; insulin-like growth factor II binding. NCBI's taxonomy places the organism in Eukaryota, Metazoa, Chordata, Actinopteri, Syngnathiformes, Syngnathidae. The record is from RefSeq and is a predicted model, not a curated record. Gene Ontology annotation, cellular component: extracellular region.